ACAGUAAUCAUGCUGCUGAAUGUGUGCUGUGACUGUCACUAUGUGUCCCUUAGCAGUAACAGAAGCUUUUUUUCCCCCUCUGGCAGGAUGAUAAGGACCUGGUGCACGAGUUUGUGGUGGCGGAGGGGCUCACGUGCCUCAUCCGCGUGGGAGCCGAGGCCGACCAGAACUACCAGAACUAUAUUCUCAGAGCCCUGGGGCAGAUCAUGCUGUAUGUGGAUGGAAUGAAUGGCCUGAUUAGCCAUAAUGAAACAGUGCAGUGGCUCUACACCCUCAUCGGAUCUAAGUUCCGUCUGGUGGUGAAGACGGCCCUGAAGCUGCUGCUGGUGUUCGUGGAGUACACCGAGGCCAACGCGUCUUUGCUCAUCGAGGCCGUCAGCGCCGUGGACACCAAGAGAGGCUGUAAGCCGUGGUCAAAUGCCAUGGAGAUUCUGGACGAAAAGGAUGGAGUGGACACAGAGUUGCUGGUGUAUGCCAUGACUCUAAUAAACAAGACCCUGGCUGGGCUCCCUGAUCAGGACUCCUACUAUGAUGUGGUGGACUGCCUGGAGGAGCAGGGGAUUGAAGCCAUGGCACACAGGCACCUGAACAGGAAGGGCACCGACCUUGACCUGGUGGAGCAGUUCAACAUCUAUGAGAUGGCCCUGCGUCACGAGGACGGGGACGACGAGACCCAGCCGCCCCCCGCGGGCCGUAAGGACCGCCGGCGGGCCAGCGUGGGAGGGCCCCCAGAGAGGCGGGGCCUGGAGAGGAGGCGCAGCAGAAGACACUCCCUUCAGAACGGCAAGGGCCACACCUCUGCCCCGGCGUCGCCCAGCAACCACGGCCACGGCCCCAACUUCCCGACGUUCAACGGGUCCAGGAUUGAGAACAUCAAUGAGAGACACCAUGGUCAUGGCACCCCCUACCCUGGCCGGUCUCACUGUGUGGCCAGCGCUCCAUCCACCCCACAGAGCCGCUUCGCUCCUUCAUCUCCUCCUUCUCCCUCAGACGUCAAGACAGACAGAUCCACACUAGGGGGCCUGCUGACGUCCUCUUACCGGCAGCAUCAGGAGUCUCUGGCUGCAGAGCGGGAUCGGCGGCGCCUGGAGAGAGAGGAGCGACUGCAGAAGAUUGAGCGAGAUGAGAGGAGCCGCUUCAAGUGAGUGGCGGCAUCCUUUUAGCACACCCAUUCCGUUCUGGCGUCCCACUGCACUGACAACCAGCACACCUGCUUCAUCUGCUAGCUCACCAACAUACAACCAUUGACAAAUACUGAGAGUAAUGCAACUCAUUCAUGCAGCCCAGAGAAUUUGGCUUCUACUGUUCUGCUCAUUACCCUGUCUGAGUUUGUCUGCUGUAAACAAAGCCAGCAGUCCAGUGUAUUAUGUUUAUAAGUAAUAUAUUUGAGAUAAGGCCAUGCAGUAGCCACUACCGAACUUCCCCAGUUAGGAGGGAGCAUCUGAAGUGUUUGUUCAGACCCUUAUCAGAGACUGGCGCUCUGUUUUUCAGACUGGCCUGUGGUGGUCACUUCUUAUUAUGGCCAUGUCUGAGCUAUUAUUCUCCAUGGCGGCUGUGGAAGUGCUGCUCCAGCAUGAUACAGCAGUCUGGCUUCUGACUGGUCUCACCAUAUAAAGAUUCAUUCUGGCCCUGAGUGUGUUAGCUUUGCCCUUUGUUGCUACUCCAUCA
This is a messenger RNA of Clupea harengus (Atlantic herring), 1668 nucleotides long. RefSeq names its product FH1/FH2 domain-containing protein 3-like (gene fhod3b). The record is from RefSeq and is a predicted model, not a curated record. Gene Ontology annotation, cellular component: cytoplasm; cytoskeleton. Gene Ontology annotation, biological process: cortical actin cytoskeleton organization; cardiac myofibril assembly; sarcomere organization. The transcript has 8 exons. NCBI's taxonomy places the organism in Eukaryota, Metazoa, Chordata, Actinopteri, Clupeiformes, Clupeidae. Gene Ontology annotation, molecular function: actin filament binding. Bases 207 to 1145 code for a protein of 312 amino acids.